Messenger RNA from Fusarium fujikuroi IMI 58289, 591 nucleotides. RefSeq lists its product as uncharacterized. Bases 1 to 591 code for a protein of 196 amino acids. NCBI's taxonomy places the organism in Eukaryota, Fungi, Ascomycota, Sordariomycetes, Hypocreales, Nectriaceae. The transcript has a single exon. The record is from RefSeq and is a predicted model, not a curated record.
AUGUAUACCUCUGUCAUCACCCUUCUCACUGCUUUCAGCGCUUAUGCCGCUGCUCAAACCCCAACUCCAACAACAGCACCAACUCUCACUAUUUCACGCCCAUCUCUCACGACCCCAUCAUGUUGGGCUCUCAUCGACUCCUUGUCAAUGACGGGCGCCCCUGGACCCCCCAUGGACAUGACCGAACUAGGCGUAUCUUUUGCCCUCGGAAGUCUCUACAACACCCAAGACCCUUGCAAACUACCUGUCAUUACCGGAUCGUCAGCCGAGGAAUUCUCGGAAUGGGCUUCUGAAUGGACGAGCUGGCAGGCAGAACAUGUCUCUGAAUAUCGCGUAGUAUGGGAGGCGUGCAGUGAUGACCCUGCUAUCACUGAUCUUGUGCCAGUUGGACCGGAUGCAUGCAGCACUCUGAAAGCCAAAAUCACUGGGACUUCUUCUGUAAAUGAGGAUCAAGACGAAGGCGGAGAGGAGGAAGAGGAGAGGAAAGAUGAUAAGCCGGAAGCUGUGGAUGCUUCCGCGGGUUCUCGUGUGACAGGUUCCCUCGUUGCUGCCUUGAUCGCUGGUGUUGUACUGAUUGUAGGAGUAUGGUGA